Bipolaris zeicola 26-R-13 is the source of this 864-nucleotide messenger RNA. RefSeq lists its product as uncharacterized. The record is from RefSeq and is a predicted model, not a curated record. The transcript has a single exon. Lineage: Eukaryota; Fungi; Ascomycota; Dothideomycetes; Pleosporales; Pleosporaceae. The coding region runs from base 1 to 864 and encodes 287 amino acids.
AUGACAACCUCGCAACAUCCAAACGAGCCCCCUCCCAGCUACGAAGCCGCCAUCUUCGAUGCAGACCCUUCGCCUGGCAUUCGCCGCGUUUCUACAGACGGGCCCGCGGCGCGUACCGAGCGCAAUGGCAUUCCCCCCGACCGACGGCGUUCUAUGGAGGACUUGAUGCGCGAGCUGCCUCCUGGCUGGAUCCGCUCAUUUGACGAACAGACUCAGCAUCAAUUCUUUGUAGACACACGAGCAAACCCUCCACGGAGUAUAUGGACGCACCCGUACGACGAUGAACAGUAUCUCAGCACACUCAGUCCAGAAGAGCGCAAAAAGUACACUCGCAUGCAUAAGACAAUGACAAUGGAGGACCUUGCUGCUGAAGACUCGGAUACGGAGGAUCACCUCCCACCACGACCGACAUCCAAGGGUAAAGGUGCCGCUGCGCCUGGCGAACCAACGGGCAUUCACAAGUUCUCCAGAAGGCUCAAGGACAAAAUUACAGGUCAGACGCAUGAAGAGCGCGAAAAAGCACGUCAACGUCGUGCAGAGGAGGAGCGUCAAGCAUAUAUUCAGCAUAUGCGCACACGACAAGCAAUCAUUCGUGCCAUGGAGACAGGGGAGCCGCAACUGAUAGGAAAAGACCGACAGGGCAGGGAUGUGUACAUUGAACCACCUCAUGGGCGCUAUGCACCAAGUGGAGCAUACGGAUACAACCCAUAUGGCCCACGUCAGUACUACAGCCCCGGUGUGCGAUAUAUGCGUCCGGUUACACCUUACGGUAGGCCGUACGGUUACGGCUACGGAGGUGGUGCUGGACUCCCUCUUGCGGCUGGACUUUUGGGCGGUACUUUGCUGGGCACUGCGUUGUUUUAG